Molecule: messenger RNA, 546 nt
Organism: Anguilla anguilla (European eel)
Lineage: Eukaryota; Metazoa; Chordata; Actinopteri; Anguilliformes; Anguillidae
Product: cyclin-dependent kinase inhibitor 1C-like
Exons: 1
Coding region: 1-546 (181 amino acids)
Source: RefSeq, a predicted model, not a curated record
AUGGAGCCGCUCCAAGCCUCUCCCGCGGCGACGACGCCCGCCCCUGCCCCGCCUGCCCCACCUCCUGCCCCGGCACCUGCCCCUGCCCCGCCCGCCCCACCCCCUGCCCUGGCACCCACCCCUGCCUCGCCCGCCCCACCCCUUGCCCCAGCGCCCACCCCCACCCCUGCCGCCGCACCCCCUGCCCUGGCACCCACCCCUGCCCCGCCCGCCCCACCCCCUGCCCCUGCCCCGGCACCCGCCCCUGCCCCGGUGCACGCCCUGCCCCCCGCCCCGCCGGGUCGCAGAAGGGGGAGCAGGCCGUCCCUCGGCGCGGGACCCGAGGCUCGGGAGCGGCUCAAGUUCAUCCUGGGCGCGUCCGAGGACAACUCCUCUGACGAGGAGCCGGUGGCGGUGGCGCGGCCUGACGGACAGGCGGUGGCGCGGCCUGACGGACGGGCGGUGGGCGGGGCCUCCUCCGGCAGCGCCAAAGCACCUUCUUCUGCUACUUCACGCGAAACCCAGACGGGGAUGUCCACUUCCUUCUCUUCCACCAGCAUAAGGUAA